AUGGCUAGUAGAAGUGCGCUUUCAAUAAGUGAAAAAAAAAGUAUCCUAGCCGAUUAUGACAAGCUUCCCGAGAAGACGAAUCAGAGAUUAACAGCACAACAAUUGGGCAUUCCGCAGUCAACAUUAAAUAAGUUACUGAAAUCCCGUAACGAAAUAAGUGACUGCACUGAAUCUCAAAAUAGAAAACGUAAGCGUGAGAGCAAAAGUAAGGGAACCGAUGAAGCUCUUUUCAUGUUCUUUAAGCAAGCUAGCGCUAUGAAUGCUCCUAUAAAUCGCAGCAUAUUAAUGACAAAAGCCAAUGACUUGGCCAAAAAAAUGGGAGAAAUUAAUUUUAAUGCAACUGAUGGUUGGUUGACUAGGUGGAAAGAUCGCCACGAUAUUGUUUACAAAAAACUUCAUGGAGAAAAACAAGACGCAGAUGCGAGUGGUGCUGAUUCUUGGAUUAAAACAACGUGGCCAACUGUUCUGAAUAAAUACGGUCCGGAAAACAUCUUUAAUUUAGAUGAAACAGGGCUGUACUAUAGAGCAACACCUGACUAUUGCAUGAUUUUAAAAAAUGCAUCGGCUUCUGCAGGGAAAAAGAAUAAAGCGAGGAUCACUGUGGCCUUUACGUGCAAUAUUAUGACGGGUACUGUAAAAAAAAAAACCAAUAGUCAUUGGUAA
Messenger RNA from Metopolophium dirhodum (rose-grain aphid), 663 nucleotides. RefSeq names its product tigger transposable element-derived protein 4-like. The record is from RefSeq and is a predicted model, not a curated record. The coding region runs from base 1 to 663 and encodes 220 amino acids. Gene Ontology annotation, molecular function: DNA binding. Gene Ontology annotation, cellular component: nucleus. The transcript has a single exon. NCBI's taxonomy places the organism in Eukaryota, Metazoa, Arthropoda, Insecta, Hemiptera, Aphididae.